Molecule: messenger RNA, 3101 nt
Organism: Wasmannia auropunctata (little fire ant)
Lineage: Eukaryota; Metazoa; Arthropoda; Insecta; Hymenoptera; Formicidae
Product: zinc finger protein 395-like
Exons: 2
Coding region: 1316-1867 (183 amino acids)
Biological process (GO): regulation of transcription by RNA polymerase II
Cellular component (GO): nucleus
Molecular function (GO): RNA polymerase II cis-regulatory region sequence-specific DNA binding; DNA-binding transcription factor activity
Source: RefSeq, a predicted model, not a curated record
AGUCCCUCCCGGUCGCUCAGCUGUGCGUCACAUGUCGGGCGCCGCGAGUCCUUCUCCCGUGCGGAUCGCUACUAAACGUACGAGUCUAACGACCCGGCUAGGACGCCGUCUAGCACCGGACCUCCGUCUAACGUCGGCGCGCGUCAGCCACGUAUUAUUAUGCUGUCAGCCGUGUGCACGCCAACGCAUCGCCACGAAUCGAUCACGAAGUGCCUCGAAUAUGCGGACGGCGUGACGAACGCGGGCGACGGUGCACGCCGCUUUGUUGAUACGCUGAGUUCUGUGUUCAGGCCACGGAGGCCGCCGCGUCCCUUCGGCGUUUAAAACGAGAUCCCUGCGGGAUCGUCGUACCCUCCCCCCCGUCCCCCGCGAGUUUUAAGCACUGCCACCGCCGUCGGUGGCAGGUACACGACGGCGUGGAUUGGUGCGUGACGGAAAAAAGCCUGUUCGGUACGAUGACCUAAAGCGGGAUAAAAGAGGGAUAGAGCGGGCCACGAGAGAGCGAGAGGAAAAGAGCGAGCCUUUCUUUGGGAAUUCGCUCGUUGGCGACGUGGUCGACGUUGGCCAGCGUGGUUAAAGGGAUCGACGCCUUCCUUUCGGGAGUGCGUGCGUGCGGGCGGGCGUGCGUGCGUGCUCGCGUGCAUGCGUGCUUAUACGUGUCGUCAACCGUUGCAUCGCGACCAUUGAGUUUCGCAGACGUGCGCGUUAUUCUUGCACUUUGAAUUUUGAACUUGUUCGCGUUCCGCGUGCGUCUGGCAUUCCCUGCGCCCGGCGUGACUCCUGUGGUCUGUGUGUGCGUGUGUGAAUCGUUCGCCGUGCGUUCACGAGCGUUCUCUUCGAACACUCUCGAGACGUGUCGCAGGACAGUCGAGUGGACAGUAUUGAGUUUUGGAACAGGGAGAUUCCCUUUCUCAGAUCUCUCUCAUUGGAUCUGUACUGCCUGGACUUGCAACAACACGCCGAGACACGCGUCUGGACGUCGGGCCCCCUUUCGAAGUCCGCGGAAGUAACCGUGGUACUCUGAUUCAACAAGAAUCGAAAAUCCAAAGGCGAUUAAGAAGAAGAAGAAGAGUGGACAGGUGCACGUGAAGGAACACAGAGUGUUUGUCGCGUGAAUGUUUCGCGUCGCGUCGCUCGUCCAACGAGUGCCUCGCGCAACGGGACUCCGCGCGAGAAAACGAUCGUCGGGAACGAUCGAGUGAUCCUCCGCCGCGAAGAGGAAGAGAGAGAAAAGAUAAAGCGAGAGGGACAAAAGGAUCCUACUGAUCUGCGCGAAAUCGAGUGAUAUCGCGUCGCUCGGUAGAAGCCGCGAAUAAUGUCGACGGGCAAGAGGCUGGCGAAGCGCAGCAUAAUCGGCACCAGGGUGUGCGCUCCCGGUCAGGACGGCAAGUACUACAGCGGCGCCAUUUGCGCCGUGAAAACGCCGCAGACCGCCGAGUCGCCGGGCCAGAAGAGCGUCACGGGGAAGACCCUGUACUCCGUGCGCUUCGACAUCACGGGCGGCAGCCCGCCGAGCCCCAAGGAGUACUCGGACCGCGAUCUCAUCGGACCGGGCUUCGGUUCCGUCACUGGCGCGCGGCUGGUACCCGGUCAGAAGGUUUAUCUAACGUACAACGGUAGGGAGAUCCACGCGGAGGUCACGGAGCAUCGCCAGCAUCUCGACGAGGUGGACGUGGUCAUUGCCCCGAACGGGCAGGAGGGUACUAUGAGCCUAACCAAACGUAUUGACGAGAUCAGGUUGCUCGAAUCACGUAAGAGCGCACGACUCGCCGAUCAAGACACGGAUUUCGCCAGGCUCGCCGAUAUGGCCGGCGAUCGCAAGCGGGCGUCCUCCCACUCUAUCGACGUGCCACACGUGAUGGCGUAAGUUUCUCCUCUUCUUUUCCUAUUGCUGUCGCUUAUCUGGAAUGCCUUUACAUCCGGGGCAGCAGAUAAGGUCGAAAGUAACUGCCGCCGAUUGACAGUAAACUUGCGCCCCAGACAAGCGGAAUCGUCCCUUUAAACGUCAUUUGAAAGCAAAAUACAGUUUACGCAGCGGCGCGACUCUUACUCUUGACUUGAUUAUGCAAAUCUCAUGCACCUUCCCCGUGAAAGUUAUUGAAGCGUUUCUCGCGUUACGUUUUGAAUUUUUAAUUUUCGCAUCGUACGUAUAAUAUCGUAAUUUGACAUACAUAACUCCAGAGAUAUUGCCUCGAUAUCGUGCAAGCGUAUCGUGAAAUUCUCGAAAUGAAAUCGAAAAAUUAUUCAUACGUUUAAUUCAGUUAUUGUGUGAUCGAAUGUAUCCUUCGCUCUAUUUAGAUAAUAUUUUUCAUUUCCUUGUGCAAUAAGACAUAAAUUUCCUAGAUCGACCUGCUGCCCCUUUCCCAUCCAACUCCACAAGCGUGAAUUCAACCUACGGCAACAUCUCCAUAUUAUAUCGUAAUGCAUUCUUUUAAGACCCCUCCUCCUUUGUAAUUGAAGAUUCGAAGCGACGUGAGUACAAUUUUUCUUCAGUAUACAUCCAAUUUCGCGUUAGAGCUUAGUCGAUUGUCGGUUAAUUUUUUAAAACGGUACAAAAAUAAUGAUACACCUAAGGCGGAAAGGAAAUGGAAAUGCAAUCAAAGAUAGUGCACACGUGCAACUCCUCUCUAACAGAAUUGUAUAAUAUAAGUAAAUUAUUUGCCGGACGGCUCGUAGCACCGCCGUUUGCUGCCACACGGACGCCUUAUAUGUCAAAGGUAUUCUAACAAUCCGGCAUAUACCGAAGGUCAUUGCCAGAUACGACGCGCUGACAAGACCUUCGGUGCGCGAGAUUAUUAGAAUAGCUUUUCUCCACGUCAGGCUUCUUUCUCUCGUCGCGUAACGCUGACAGGUACAGGUCGACAGGCAGUACAGGACGUGCAGGUCUGUACAUAUUUUUCCCCCCACGCGCGUAAAUUUGAUGUAUAUAUAGCCGUGUGUCCUGAAGAUCGGACACAUUCGAUGCUAAAGAUAAAAAGCUGAGCAUCCGCGUGAUGUAUAAAGCAAGAACGAAGGAGCGUCCGUUUGCGGAUCGUUAGACCGUGAAUGCACCCUCGCCGGGCACCUGUCUCUCACCUUUAUAUACCGGCACGCAACUCCCC